This is a messenger RNA of Clarias gariepinus (North African catfish), 1125 nucleotides long. RefSeq names its product pancreatic secretory granule membrane major glycoprotein GP2-like. Gene Ontology annotation, cellular component: apical plasma membrane; cell surface. Gene Ontology annotation, biological process: neutrophil migration. NCBI's taxonomy places the organism in Eukaryota, Metazoa, Chordata, Actinopteri, Siluriformes, Clariidae. The transcript is spliced from 10 exons. The record is from RefSeq and is a predicted model, not a curated record. The coding region runs from base 60 to 1049 and encodes 329 amino acids.
ACAUUCUUACAUAAGACACACAUAAGAUAGGAGGUCCACUGCCUGAUUUCCUGUUCCUCAUGGGCCAUUCACUUCUGAUGUGUAUGGCCACAUUGCUCUUUGUGAGCAGUACAGCAACAGGACAAAAUGUUCCAACGACAACAGCACCCCCAGCAUCCUGUCAAAGUUUGAGCUGCACUCAGGAUGAAGUUUGUACACAAAUAAAUGAAGUUUAUGGCUGUGGCUGUUUUGUACAAACUGGACGGAAUACCUCAGGGAUUUAUGAUGCUUAUGAAACAUGUUCAGGCAGUGCUGGAUCACUGUCUCUGUCUCGCUGUCAGCUCUUUGAGGCUGGAUAUGCUGCAGAUUCUCUCCAUCUUAACGAUCCAAACUGCAAAGGGCGACUCCAGGAUGGCAGGCUGGUGUUCAGCUUUGACAGUAAUGCCAACAUGUGUGGCACAAAUCUGACGACUAAUAGCACACACAUCAUCUAUAUCAACAGCGUUGGAACGACUGGGGAAAAGGGUGUGGUCAGUCAUGUUGGUGUCCUCAACAUUGCCUUUUCCUGUGUGUAUCCAAUCACCCAGAUCAUCUCCAUGCCAAUGGCAAUUGAAGCAUUUGGAGGUUCCAUCAACGGGGAAGUCUCUGUCGAGGACUAUUACCAGAUCACCAUGAUGGCGUAUCCCAAUUCCACAUUUCUAGAGCCAUACUCUGGCAAUGUGACCCUUGAAUUAAACCAGCAGGUCUAUAUCGCUGUGCAGGUGGAACAGUUUAACAGCAAACAGAUCGCUCUUGUGCUGGACCAUUGCUGGGCCACACCAAACCGCCAGUUCGACUCUAAGAUCUACUGGAAUCUUAUUGUUAAUCAGUGUCCGAACCCUGAGGAUGGCACAGUGGAGGUGUUGCAGAAUGGCGUCUCUACAUCAAGCCACUUUUCAUUCAGGGUGUUCACAUUCGCUGACUUACCUCACAACCACAUCUACCUGCACUGCGUGGUCCAUCUGUGUCUGAUAGAGUCAGGCAACUGUAUGCUGGCAUAUAAUGGAACUUUCCAGACCCCAUUCUGCUGAUUUCUAUAAUUCAGCUGAAAUUACCAUCUGAUUCGGAUUUGUUUUCAAUUAAUGGAACAGGACUAAAUAUAUAUUU